AUGCCUGACGUGGAAGCGCCAGCCUCAGAGCGGACGCCUCUCCUGAAUGCCGCAUCCAGCAACGGGGCUGCUCAGGCCCCGCAGUAUGUCGACGCACCCCGCACUGGUGACAGAUCCAAUGCCCCGGGACUGUACAGAGUCAGCAGCCAUCCAGCUGACGGCCUCAACCUGGCCCCCGGCGCGGAGGAAGCAGUGCUUUCAGAGCCUGCGCCUGAAGACGAGAGCAAUAGAAGCAACGAUUCGCCGUAUCUUGGGGGCGUGAGCGUGACCAAGUUUUGGCUCAUUUUUGGAGGAGUUCUGCUGCAAUACUUUGUAGCAUGCUUCGAUUCCACCCUGAUGGCCUCGAGCCACCCGGUUAUAACCUCUUACUUCAAGUCUUCCAACUCGGCAUCAUGGCUUUCAACGGCCUUCCUUCUUACCUCUACAGCAUUUCAGCCUCUUCUAGCUCGUGUGUCCGAUACGAUUGGCCGCCGGCCAAUCUACGUCUUCUCGCUCGUCAUGUUUGUCAUUACGACGGCAUGGUGCGCUCUUGCUCAGAGCAUUGGAAGUUUCAUUGCUGCGAGAGCGUUCUGCGGUCUGGGUGCCGGCGGCGUCCUGGCGAUGGGUUCCAUUCUGACAAACGACAUGGUGCCGAUUGAAAUUCGGGGCAAUUAUCAAGCCUACAUCAAUCUUUUCUUCGGACUCGGACAGGCUUGCGGUGCCGCGUUCGGGGGCUUUCUCUGCGAUACGCUGGGCUGGCGAUGGACGUUUGGCAUACAGAUUCCUGUCCAGUUGCUGAUCCUUGUGGCUGCUGCAAUCAUCAUGCCGAACACACUUGGUCCGAACUUGGCCAAGAACUCGGACAAGAGUGCCUUUCAGCACAUCAAGACGUUUGAUUUGCUAGGUUCGCUUCUCCUAACAAUAUCAGCUGCUUUCAUGAUCCUAGGACUCAACCUGGGCGGCAAUGUUUUGUCGUGGAAACAUCCUUUCGUCAUCACUUCCCUCUGCAUAUCCAUCCUCGCGGGAUUCUUCCUCAUCCGAGUAGAGGGUAAAGCCGGGCGGCCAGUCAUGCCGUUAGCGAUGCUCUUCACGGCGCCGAGAGGCAACCUCGUCUUUUCCAACUUCUUCGCGUCGAUUGGGAGUAACACGGUCAUCUUCAAUGCUCCGCUCUACUUCCAAGCCGUCAAACUCGACUCGGCGUCGCAGUCUGGCUUCCGUAUGGCGGCUCCGUCGCUCGCCGUCAUGAUCUGUGGUGUCUCCUCGGGUUUCAUCAUGACGUACACGCGCCGCAUGAAGGAACUGAUCGUGGGCGGCUCACUGAUUGCGCUGGUGGGCUCCAUCUGCCUAACGAUCAUGUGGGACGGCAUCCCAACAUGGCUUGCCACUAUAUUCGUAGUCCCAGAGGACCAAGCCGUGAUGACGAGCACGCUCAGCCUCUUCAGGAGCCUUGGAACGGUGUUCGGCGUCUCCAUCAGUAGCCUAAUCGUGCAGAACGCACUGUCGGUCAAUCUGGAACGAUAUGUCACCGGACCAGAGAAGCAGGAGAUCAUCCUACGUGUCCGUAAAUCCGUCCGUGCCAUAUUCGACCUCACUCAGGAACACCGGAUGGAAGUUAUUCGGUCAUAUGAGCACAGCCUCCGCUAUGUCUUCGCGUCCGCCAUCGUACUGUUCGUCAUCGUCAACGCUCUAGUAAUACCAAUAAAGCUGCCUCGUCUCGGCAACAGAAAGCGGUAG
Molecule: messenger RNA, 1713 nt
Organism: Lasiodiplodia theobromae
Lineage: Eukaryota; Fungi; Ascomycota; Dothideomycetes; Botryosphaeriales; Botryosphaeriaceae
Product: Multidrug resistance protein fnx1
Exons: 5
Coding region: 1-1713 (570 amino acids)
Biological process (GO): basic amino acid transport; transmembrane transport
Cellular component (GO): fungal-type vacuole membrane
Molecular function (GO): basic amino acid transmembrane transporter activity
Source: RefSeq, a predicted model, not a curated record